GGUGCGCCUGAGGAGGCAGGGGCGGCUGAGGAGGGGCGGCUGAGGGGGGGCCCGGCGGGUCGGCACCAUGAGCUCCAUCGGCACCGGGUAUGAUUUGUCAGCUUCAACGUUCUCCCCCGACGGCCGAGUUUUCCAGGUUGAAUAUGCAAUGAAAGCCGUAGAGAAUAGUAGUACAGCUAUCGGAAUCAGGUGUAAGGACGGCGUCGUGUUCGGCGUAGAAAAAUUAGUUCUAUCAAAACUUUAUGAAGAAGGUUCCAACAAACGCCUCUUCAAUGUCGAUCGACACGUCGGCAUGGCGGUAGCAGGGUUGCUAGCAGACGCCCGUUCUUUGGCAGACAUAGCCCGAGAGGAAGCUUCCAACUUCAGGUCGAACUACGGCUAUAACAUUCCCCUUAAGCAUCUCGCAGACAGAGUGGCCAUGUACGUCCACGCUUACACCCUCUACAGCGCCGUCCGGCCUUUUGGCUGCAGUUUUAUGUUGGGGUCAUACGGGGCAGACGACGGAGCUCAGCUGUACAUGAUCGACCCAUCGGGCGUUUCCUACGGUUACUGGGGUUGCGCCAUUGGCAAGGCCAGGCAAGCAGCCAAGACCGAGAUCGAGAAACUGCAGAUGAAGGAAAUGACCUGCUGUGAUGUUGUCAAAGAGGUAGCAAAAAUAAUCUACAUCGUCCACGACGAAGUCAAAGACAAAGCGUUUGAACUGGAACUGAGCUGGGUCGGCGAAAUAACCAAAGGGAGACAUGAAAUCGUCCCCAAAGACGUCCGGGAGGAGGCAGAGAAAUACGCCAAGGAAUCUCUGAAAGAAGAGGACGAAUCGGACGAUGACAACAUGUAAUAUUCCCUCUUGGCCGGCAGUACGCUUUGGUAUUUUAAACUUGGUAUCAACUGGUCCCACGACCUAAACGGCAAUGCCCUGUGCGCGGUUGAAAAUCUCCCCCACGAUCAACUUUCAUUAAAAUUCUUUUUCUCAGUCCCGAA
This is a messenger RNA of Tachyglossus aculeatus (Australian echidna), 978 nucleotides long. RefSeq names its product proteasome 20S subunit alpha 3 (gene PSMA3). The record is from RefSeq and is a predicted model, not a curated record. Gene Ontology annotation, cellular component: nucleus; synapse; proteasome core complex. Lineage: Eukaryota; Metazoa; Chordata; Mammalia; Monotremata; Tachyglossidae. The transcript has 11 exons. Gene Ontology annotation, biological process: ubiquitin-dependent protein catabolic process. The coding region runs from base 68 to 835 and encodes 255 amino acids.